CUGACUGGGGAUAGUUUAACAAAAUCGAACUUUAAGGGUGAAACGGCAACGGAGGCGGCUUCACCAAUAGCUGGUGCACAAUUAAAACCGCGUACUCAGCGAGGACCAUCAACACCGAAAAGAAUCACCAUACGAUCUAAACGGACUGACCAUGAAAGUAGUGGAAUGGUGGACAUGAGUGCCGCACAAAGUAUACCCUUCUGCCCAGUGCAUCGAACUGAUUCGCCUGACGCAUGUCAAAUGAAGCUGAAAGUUUACCGAUUGCCAGAUGAGGACGGUGUUGAUGUGAAGCUAUUGGUCGAUACAAAGGCUGUACCAGAUGCGGAACCACUGUUAUUCUCGGCGCAUUGUCCAAAUUGGCAGCCGAAACGUGUUUGGAUAAACGGAAAGUUGUGUUCACAAUAA
Anisakis simplex (herring worm) is the source of this 405-nucleotide messenger RNA. The record is from the annotation of a GenBank genome assembly. NCBI's taxonomy places the organism in Eukaryota, Metazoa, Nematoda, Chromadorea, Rhabditida, Anisakidae.